Messenger RNA from Aspergillus terreus NIH2624, 1764 nucleotides. Its product is annotated as cytochrome P450. The coding region runs from base 1 to 1764 and encodes 587 amino acids. The transcript is spliced from 2 exons. Gene Ontology annotation, molecular function: iron ion binding; heme binding; monooxygenase activity. The record is from RefSeq and is a predicted model, not a curated record. Lineage: Eukaryota; Fungi; Ascomycota; Eurotiomycetes; Eurotiales; Aspergillaceae.
AUGGAACACUUACGAACCCUCCUGUCGUCCACCCUAGUCUGGGGAGCGGGUUGCGGUAUACUUCUCAUAGUUCUCGGAAUACUCGUUCACGAUGUGAUUUUGUGGAAACGCCUACCUCCUGGGCCUCCUCCAUUUCCUCUAAUAGGCAACAAGCUCCAUGUCCCGUCCAAGCAUCCCUGGAUCAGGUUUCGAGACUGGUCCAAGAUAUACGGCCCAAUCUACACCAUAUGGUUCGGUCGGCGACCUACUGUGGUCAUAUCCGACCCAACAGUCGCUGCCGAAUUACUGGAAAAGCGAUCUACAAAGUAUAGCACGCGCCCGCGGUUCGUCACAAUGGGGGAGAUAUACUGGGAUAUGGCUAGUAUUCUUGUCCAGCCGUAUGGCAAAGAGUGGCUGGUCCGACGCAAGCUGUUACAUUCUGCCCUGACGCCGCGGGCUUUGGACAAUUACAAACCGCUGCAGCAAGCAGAAUCAGCUCGGCUGUGCUACCAGCUUCUCCAACACGCUGACAGAUGGGAGGCAUUAUUCGAUCGUCUUACUGCUUCCAUCGUCUUUGCAAUCGCCUACGGACACCGCGUCGACGACUUUCGAUCCCCUGUGGUUCGCCAGCGACUGGAGUUCAUGCAGUAUUCCUCCAGUUUGAAUGUCCCAGGGGCGUAUCUCGUGGAGUCCUUCCCUAUCUUGAAAGAUCUGCCGGACUGGAUGGCACCAUGGAAAGCCGAGAUCAAACGCCGUGGACGUAUCGAAGCGGAGGCGAACAUGAACCUCGUUCGCGUGGUCCAACGGGAUAUAGAGUCCGCGAAUGAGGCUCCAGGAACGGCACAUAUCUUCAAUAGUUUGACCAAGCAGCUUCUCGAGAUUAGAGGUCAAGAUCCUGCAUCGUUUCCGCUAACUGACAGGGACUUCAGCUACAUACCAGCAUCUCUGUUUGGCGCUGGCUCCGAUACCACAGCCUCAACCUUGUGCUCGGCGAUGCUCGCUAUUGUGACCACACCGAUGGUCUUGGAGAUGGCACAGGCGGAACUAGACUCCGUGGUAGGAUAUGACCGAUUGCCGACGUUUGAGGAUAUGCGCAAUCUCCCGUAUCUACGGGCCUUUUGCAAGGAAGUCCUGCGUUGGCGCCCAGUGGCUGUACUCGGCGGAACACCACACGCUUGUUCCGAAGAUGAUUUCUACAAUGGCUACUAUAUUCCUAAAGGGACGGUUAUCUUGGGGAAUUCUUGGGCCAUCAAUCUGAACCCAGAAUACUACCCCAAUCCCGAUCACUUUAACCCUCUCCGGUUUCUCGACGUGGAACCCCAUUCUUUGUCCUAUCUUUCAGAGCAAUACUUGUCAUCGACCAAGCAAGAAAAGGGCACGUCGCACCCGAGCAAACUAGGCCACAGCUCAUUUGGCUGGGGCCGGCGCAUCUGUCCAGGGGCAGAUCUGGCGACCAAUACUUUGCUGAUAACAUUGAGCCGGCUAUUGUGGUGCUUUGAUAUUCGGCCCGUCCCUGGAAGAACCUAUGAUACCUUGGACUACUCUAGUGGCUUCAACAUCAGGCCCCGGAACUUGCAUGUGAAGAUCAAAGUCCGGUCAGAUCACCAUGGGGGAGUAGUCGAAAGGGAGUACGGAGAUGCAUCGGAGUUUUUAGAGACGCUGCCCCCCUUCGAAGACAGUCUACCAGAGCAUUCCCCUAUCAAAAUAUACUUCGGCACUUUCGGCAACCCGAAGGCCGAAAACCCGAACGAAAGAGGUCUAGCGGGAUCCCAACUGCCCAUGUAG